AUGUCGGUGUUCCGCAAGGUCCCAGAUAAAGAUUUGUUUGUGUCGGAGCCAAACCCCAUGUGGUUCGGCAACCCCUCCAACGAGGCUCUUCCUACCUGGACCAACAAGAACUGGCUCAAGUCUCGCUUUCACUUCUCCUUUGCCGAAUACUCCAACUCCAAGAACAGCAACUUUGGAGUUCUCCGAGUUAUGAACGACGACCUCGUACAGGUCGGCUGCUAA
Messenger RNA from Guillardia theta CCMP2712, 222 nucleotides. RefSeq lists its product as hypothetical. Lineage: Eukaryota; Cryptophyceae; Pyrenomonadales; Geminigeraceae. Bases 1 to 222 code for a protein of 73 amino acids. The transcript has 3 exons. The record is from RefSeq and is a predicted model, not a curated record.